AUGAACGAGUUGGUCCCGAAGAGUGCUGGGGAAGACGACGGAGCUGUUUCAGUGAGGAAUGAUUUGGAGGAGCAGUCGCCUCGAGAUGAGAAAAAGCGCAGGUUUGUCGCGUGGUUGAGAGUUUUGCUGAUGGUGACGGUGCCGGUUCUGGUUCUGGCGUUUGGGCUGCAGCAGCUCGUCAAGUCUCAUGGACUGGGGUCUCUGACGCAAUGUGUGUCGAGCAACUUCGCUAAGAAGUCGGAAUCGUCGAACGACGAUUCGUGGAGGUUGGAUACUAACAAAAACUACACUAUGGAUGUGGACUAUUGGCUGAGACAGACAAAGCCAAGGGAGAGACACUACUAUAUGAAUGUGACGACGUUUGUGGAAGAGAGCCCCGACGGUAUCAGGCGGAACUUGACAGUGGUUAACGGCCAGUAUCCGGGACCUCUCCUGGAAGCGAACGCUGGAGAUACUUUGUUCAUUCAUGUGGACAACCAGAUGGAGCACGAGCCCGUGACGAUCCACUGCCAUGGCCUUUUCUUCAACAAUAACAACAGUUUCCACGACGGUGCUGCGUACAUCAACCAGUGCCCGAUCCCGCCAAAGGCAAACUACACGUACAAGAUCGAACUCGACGACAGACAGUAUGGCACGUAUUGGUACCAUUCGCAUUUUGGAGCGCAAUAUGCAGACGGCUUGUUUGGGCCGCUGGUGAUCCACUCUAGUGAGGAAUACAGGGCGAUGAAUUCGUCGUACGAUAAAGACAUCGUUGUUCUGGUGAACGAUUACUACCACGACAUGGCUUCCAAUUACCUACCGGACUACCUGGGACCCGCUAAUGAGAACACCGAGCCAGACCCGGAUAACGGCUUGAUUCAGGGUCAGAACAGAUUUGACUACGUGGCAUCGACGUAUCUGGUCCCCAAUGGCGGGAACAGCUCGGAUGUCUCCUACGCGCCAGUUAAUGUAUCAGUGAUCGACCUGGAUCCAAACUCCACUUACAGACUGCGAUUGAUCAACGCUGGAUUUUUCCUGACGUUUGAGUUUGAGAUCGAUUCGCAUGACCUGGAAAUCGUGGAGGCCGACGGUACGUUAGUGACGCCGAUCACCGUGGAUUCGCUGGCAGUUUCGCUGGCUGAGCGGUACUCGUUUAUUCUAAAGCCCCGCGAUGACAAGAAAGAUCUGAAAAAUUACUGGAUGCAGGCCAGAUUUAACCAGUUCUGUGCUAAAGUGGAAAAUACAAACUUCAACCCAGACGUACGAGCCAUUGUAUCAUACUCUAAGCAUGAGGACCCAUCAGACUUGCAAGUUCCUGAUUCCCGAUGGCAAUACGGCGGCGGGGACGUCGUUUGUAAUGAAUUCGAUCAGAGCCUGCUACACACCGCAAAUGUGACUUCUGUACCUCGUACUGCUAACGGCUCAACACUCCCCGAUGUCAGGUUUGACGUGGACGUGUCGUUUUUGAUCAAAGCGAAUCAACUGACUCGCGGAUAUCUGAACGAUCAGACUUUCGAAAACUAUAAGAAUGGCUCUACGAUGUACCAACUGGCGUUUGCGGCAGAUAACAACACCAUAAAGAAUCUCGACGUUAAGGAUCUGUUGACCAACAAUGAUCACCAAUAUAUGCUCAACAUAAAUGAAAGAGGAACUAUCGUCGACAUCGUGAUCAAUAAUUAUGACGACGGCAAUCACCCAUUCCACCUUCACGGCCACAAGUUUUGGGUACUGGCUAUCGGCAAGACAGGAUUUUUCGACCAAAAGUACUACACGGAUGAUUCAGGUGUGAUGAAUUUCGAGAACCCAGUGCUGCGUGACACAGUUAAUAUUCCCGGCUUUGGCUGGGGUGUGCUGCGUUUCGUCGCCGACAGUCCUGGUGUUUGGCCAUUUCAUUGCCACAUCGGCUGGCAUAUGGAGAGCGGAUUAAUGAUGCAGUUUAAUAUUUUGCAAGACGAAUACAGCAAUUGGGAUAAUUACCCCCUGAAAUGGUAUCAACAAUGUCAAUACUGGCAGAACCAAUUGUGA
Molecule: messenger RNA, 2004 nt
Organism: Torulaspora globosa
Lineage: Eukaryota; Fungi; Ascomycota; Saccharomycetes; Saccharomycetales; Saccharomycetaceae
Exons: 1
Coding region: 1-2004 (667 amino acids)
Molecular function (GO): copper ion binding; oxidoreductase activity
Source: RefSeq, a predicted model, not a curated record